AUGGCAAAUAAUUCACCUCUGGAGGACCGUCCUCUGAAGAACACCAUCUGUCUCUUCGAUGUAGAUGGAACUCUAACGCCAGCAAGGCUGACUGUGGCCCCCGAGAUGCUCGACCUGCUCUCCCGCCUGCGCCAGAAGUGCGCCAUCGGCUUCGUCGGUGGCUCAGACCUGGCCAAACAGCAGGAACAGCUCGGGACGUCUUCAACCAACGUCACCUCGAUGUUCGACUUCGCCUUCUCGGAGAACGGUCUAACCGCCUUUCGUCUGGGCAAGCCUCUCGCCAGUAACAGUUUCAUCAAAUGGAUUGGCGAAGAGAAGUAUCAGAAGCUGGUCAACUUCAUGCUGGCCUACCUUGCCAACAUAUCACUGCCGAAGAAGCGUGGUACUUUUAUCGAGUUCCGCAAUGGAAUGAUCAACGUUAGCCCUAUCGGCAGGAACGCAAGCAACGAGGAGAGAAGGGAGUUUGAACAGUAUGACAAGCAGCACAAUAUCCGACGGGAUUUCGUGGACGCGCUCAAGAAGGAGUUCGCCGACUAUAGUCUCACUUUCUCAAUCGGUGGCCAGAUCUCCUUUGACGUUUUCCCCACCGGCUGGGACAAGACCUACUGCUUGCAGCACAUUGAAGCCGAGAAGGACAUCUCCGGCAUCGAAUACAAGACCAUCCAUUUCUUCGGCGACAAGUCCUUCCCCGGAGGCAACGAUUGGGAGAUCUACAGCGAUCCCCGUACUGUAGGCCACGCCGUCAGCGGUCCUGAUGACACAAUGAAGCAAUUAAAGGAGCUGUUCCAGCUAUAA
This is a messenger RNA of Aspergillus campestris IBT 28561, 795 nucleotides long. RefSeq names its product phosphomannomutase SEC53 (gene sec53). Gene Ontology annotation, biological process: protein N-linked glycosylation; mannose metabolic process; GDP-mannose biosynthetic process. Gene Ontology annotation, molecular function: phosphomannomutase activity. The record is from RefSeq and is a predicted model, not a curated record. The transcript is spliced from 5 exons. The coding region runs from base 1 to 795 and encodes 264 amino acids. Gene Ontology annotation, cellular component: cytosol. NCBI's taxonomy places the organism in Eukaryota, Fungi, Ascomycota, Eurotiomycetes, Eurotiales, Aspergillaceae.